AUGAAUAGAAUAGAUAUGAAUAAAUUUGAACAAAAAAUAGUUUUAAAUGAAUCAUUAGAAGAAAAAAGUAAGAUAUUUGAGAGUCAAUCAAUAACUUGUAUUGAAGAUUUCUCAAAUGAAAUUUUUUAUGAAAUUUUUGAUUAUUUCAAUAGUUAUGAAAUAGUUGAAAAAUUUUCAAAUCUUAAUUCUCAAUUUGAUAAACUUCUUUAUUCUUCAUCAUUUUUAAUUAAAACUCAUUUUUUUUUAUUUCAUUAUAAAGAAAGAAUUAUCAACACAUUAAAUCAAUUGGAAAAAUUUUCAACUAAAAUAUAUUCAAAUUUGAAAAUUUUAUCUAUUAGUUUUUCAAAAAAUAUUGAUAUUCUUGAUGCGUAUCGAUGGGAAAUAAUUAUUUUAAAUUAUUAUCCUCAAUUAGAAAAAUUCUAUUUGAAUUAUUAUGAAUCUAUAAAUAAUGACAAUUCAUAUUCAAUUUAUUGUGGCAAAAUAAUUGAAUUUUCAUCAUCAUUUUGGAUUCAAAGAAAAUGGAUAUUUUAUGUUGAAAUUAAGUUUCUAAAUAUUGAAUAUAAAAUUCGUCCAUACAAUGAAAAAUGGUAUGAUGAUAGAAGUAAUAAUACAAUUAAUUAUUCUACUAAUUUGACAUUAAAAUUUAUUUAUGAUUCUAUACUCGAAGAAAUUGAACGAAUUUUAACAAUAACAAAUAUUUAUCAUUUGGAAAUUUUCGAAAAAGAAAUGUCAAUUCCUAUAUUAAUUCAAAUUGUUAAUCGAUUAUCAGAAAUUACUACAUUAAAAAUUCAUUCAUUAUCAACAGACAAUACAGCACAAAUAACUCUUGAAGAAAUUGAUAUGUUAUUUUUAAUGAAAAAUACAAGUAAUAUUACUAUGGUCUAUCUUGAACAAAUUGAUGAUGUUGGACACCUUCGUUUCGUUUUCAAACUUUGUCCAUAUAUGAAAUAUUUUAAAGUUGGUGUUACACAUUCAAUUGAUAUUCAAUUUUUUUUUCGUACUAUUUUCAUGAAAACUAAACAUAAUAACAGCCGUCAUUUUGAUUCAUUAUGUAUUCAUCUUCCAUCUGCAGAUGAUAAAAUACUUGAAGAUAUUAAAGAAACAAUUAAAUAUGAAAAUCUAUCGACUGAUUUUUUAAUUAAACAUGUAUUAGAUAAUGUUUAUUUAACAUGGAGAUAA
Messenger RNA from Rotaria sp. Silwood1, 1179 nucleotides. NCBI's taxonomy places the organism in Eukaryota, Metazoa, Rotifera, Eurotatoria, Philodinida, Philodinidae. The record is from the annotation of a GenBank genome assembly.